AUGUCCGAUGAGGAUGCCGGAUACUUGAUCAAGUGAGUCACGAAAAGCAUUGGAAUUUGUUCGGUAAAUCUGAAACUGGCUUGACCUCUAAGAAUUUCUCAGCCGAAAUGAUGUGAUAUGGAUUUAGCCUUGUGCCAGAUCGGAUGAAUUACUUGGAUAAUAACUGACACGAGGUAUUUCAAUUUAGUAAUUGCGCAUGACCGUUUAGGACCAUAUCCAAGUGUAUUUUCUCCACCAUUGCUCAACAGAAUAACUUAAUUUUAAAAUUAAACUUUUACCUGGCUUUUAUCCAUUUAACUUGAAGGGACGAAAACACUUCAACAAACCUUAUAUCUACUUCUCCAUGUAUACUAGCAAUACUUAAAAAUUUUUAACAGUCACAACGUUCUUUUUGGAGGAAUUUAGCUGGUGUUAAAUCGGAAAGUGUUGUGGGGUCUUUUAACAAUUGUGGUCAUUUGAAGUUCCCUUUGAACUUGCUCGAUGGGAACACGCGUCUAAAACUGACGACUAUACUAGAAUGGCGAGUGUGUUUGGGUGAAAAAAAUGAUUGCAUGUCUUUCCCGAUGCAUUUUUUUAUAAGCUAUCAUUCAAACGUGCACCUUUCCUAAACAUUUUAUGCAAAAGUCUUUAGAGAAUAAAUUUCAAGGUGAGAGCAAUGGUUAAAUCGCGGUCACCCUUUGAGGAUAAACAGACAUAAUCAGAUAACUUUCCCAAAUCCGCAUUAUGCAUAGGAUCACGGACAUUUGAUUAGAACGCAGUUAUUUUCCUCACCAAAGGCGGCCCAUCGGCCUCAUGUCUUGGUGUAAGCCGGUUGCCUACAGUCUGUGGUCAACGACAACCCCGUAAGGCGUGAAACGGCAGCUGCCGGCAUAAGAGACGUUGUUGACUGGAUAAGCGAGAUUCUGGUUGGACGCAAAACAGCGUGUCCGUAUCGGAGAUGAUAUCUCAGACCUGGUGAACGUAUGCUCCCUCAAGGCUCAGUUCUCGGACGCUUACUCUUUAUUCUUUAUGUCAAUGACAGCUUUCAAGAACUCAACUGCAGUGAGGCAAUCUUUGCUGACGCCGUUUACCUCUGGAAAGUCCUUAAGGACCCGAAUGACCAGAAGACCCUUCAAAAUAAUCCUCGCCGACUGCAAAUGUAGUCCGAGAAAUGGCUUCUGUAUUUCAGUGUGCAGAAGUGUGCCGUCUUUCAUCUGCGUCCAAUCAACUGCCAUUCAAAUCACAGCAUGAGGGCAUCUCUCCUGGAGGACAGUACUCUUCCCGCCGAAUCUUCGCAGAACGCUCUCAAUGUAUGGACCCAGAGCAGCAUGAAGUCAGCACUACAGUACAAGCAUGGUCAUGGGAAUACUCUAUGCGAUCAGACGGGCGUUUGUAACCUUUGAGAAAUAGGAGUCUUGGGAGAGUUUACGGCACGUUUGUUCAUCCCUAUCUAUAACAUGGCGUAAAAGCGUGUUAGCCAUGGCCAGAAAAGGACCAAACAUGCCUUGAGAGAGUACAAGGCCGGACAACAAUGCUGAUAAUGGGUUUAAAGAUCCAAUCUUACAUGGAAAGACUGAACUGCCUUAAUAAAUUCCGUCUACGUUACACUGACAGAUCUAAGCCUUAUAAUGAUUGUCUAAUUUGCUCCAGUAUGUUAAGAGGUCUUGGUCGGAAUCUGACAUAAAUCAAAGACUAACACUAGAAAACACGUUCGCCACUGAUUAGAGUUUUGUCGGCGCACAGGCGUGUUUAUCGUAAGACUAAAUACGCCCUGUCGCUUACUGACAUUGGGUUCAUCAACAUUGUUGCCUUGAAAUGCACAAAAAUUUGCCAAGUCUGAAAUUCUCACAGGUACUUACUGUGUGUCCUGGUCUUAAGACGUAUUGGUCGCGCGAGCUGCUUUGCACUGGCUAACCGGGUAUUUAAGUAGUAAGCCCAAAUGCGCCAUACUACGUCGUCAGCAUCAUUCAGCUCCCUUUUCGUUAUAGACAACUUCUCGAACAGGAUAACAGUCCGGAACCAAACGGCGGACAUAUGCAUCGUCGCCGUUGUCGCCUUGCAUGCGUGCGUGGCGUGGGCCGGAAAUAUGCAAACUUUACUGUUGAACUUGCUCAAAAGACUGCAUUUUAUUGCGUAUUGACCACGCAUCGCAGCUCACCAUCAAAUGAGGAAUUUUCACAGUUUUGUAACACGCACACCUGUGCUCUCAGUAUGCAUAUGAUGUCGACGUAAGUGGAAACCAAUAUCUUUAGCCAAAAUAAGCGUCAUCAAGGAGACUAUUCGAGAAACGACUGGAUGUGGGUUUUAAAGUUGAUUGGCAAGAGAGGUUUAAUCAGGAUCAACCGCCGUUAUGAGAAUUGUUGACCCAUGAAUAAAGCGCGACAGUUAUCCUAAAAAGUAUUUCUGGAUUGCCCACAAAAAUCGGAAUCAUUUUGUGAGGCUUUUCAAGUUAUUAUGAAAAUACUGAUUCGCGGAAUCUGCAUCGCCUUCAAAGACAUCUGUGCGAGUGAUUGCGACGAUGACGUUCGACUUGAUGACCACGAUGACGCAGGGGAUGUUGAUGGGACUGUCGAGGAGGAAGAAGAAGAAUGAGAAAUGCAGCGGCUGAUUUACCGGUGACGUUUGUUUACCUGAACUGGGUUAAUCAAUAGUCUAUGGUAAUACUCUCAUUUUUUUCAAUAUAACCUCGGCAGCCCGAUGUAGGUAUAGGGGGACACUGUUGGUGUCCACAUAGCAGCAUUCGCCGAAAAAAAAGAAACAGCUGGCCAAUAUUUUCGACAUAUUUUCAGAUAAAAUGUAUGGGCAAAGAGGAAGAAGAAGAAGAAGAAGAAGAAGAAGAAGAUGAUGAUGAUGAUGAUGAUGAUGAUGAUGAUGAUGAUGAUGAUGAUGAUGAUGAUGAUGAUGAUGAUGCCUGA
Molecule: messenger RNA, 2894 nt
Organism: Spirometra erinaceieuropaei
Lineage: Eukaryota; Metazoa; Platyhelminthes; Cestoda; Diphyllobothriidea; Diphyllobothriidae
Source: the annotation of a GenBank genome assembly